GGUGGGUCUUCAUGAUCUUGAAGAGGUUAAGAUGUUGCUAAAGUUUUCAAAAGAAAUUCAUUUUGAAGUGACAGGCAGUACCCUUGCUUGACCAAUUGAAAAUUACUAGAUAUCACACCAAUCACAAUCAACAUAUGGAGGUCACACUUGCUAGUGCAGAAACAGUAGCAGCUGCUCUUGAUGCCACUGAUUAUAAAGCAUAAAUGGUUCCUUUUCACAAAGAGACUAUGAAGCCUUCUUUUUGGAUAUGGAGGAGAAUUGCUACCAUUCUGGGUCUAAUUGGGUUCCAUGGCCACUCCAACCUCCUCAACUCUCUGCCUCUGCAACUAAUUCUCCAUUUCAUGCUACCCCUUCAUGGUCAAUUCCACUACAAGGGACUUCAGAAGAUAGAGCUGGAUCUGCUUCAAACAGUCAUAGCCAAGCCGAGAAGCGACGAAGAGACCGGAUUAAUGCACAGCUUGCAACUCUCAGGAAAUUGAUUCCCAGAUCAGAUAAGAUGGACAAGGCAGCACUAUUAGGCAGAGUGAUAGAUCAUGUGAAGGAUCUGAAGAGAGAAGCCUCUGAAAUCAGCAAGACCUUCACAAUUCCAACUGAAGUUGAUGAAGUAACGGUUGAUUGUGACCUGGAUCAUGAUGAAGAACGACAAAGCAUGUUCAUCAGAGCUUCAGUUUGCUGCGACGACAGGCCGGAAUUGUUUGAGGAGCUGAUUACAGCUCUCAAAGGACUAAGACUAACCACGGUGAAAGCAGAGAUUGCAAGUGUUGGCGGCAGAAUUAAAAGCAUAUUAAUACUCUGCAAUGAAGGUGGUGGGGAGUGUGUCUCUCCAAGUACUGUCAAGCAGUCUCUGCUUUUAGUACUGAGUAGGAUAUCUUCAUCAUCUAUGCCCUCUUACACUCACAUUAGAAGCAAGAGGCAGAGGUUCUUCUUGCCUUCUUAUUAAUCAGAGAGACUGCUUGACAGUACUUUAAUUCUCUUUGGUUCUCUGCCAUUUAUGUUGCAUUAGAAUAGGAAAGUUGAGAGAAUAUUGUCUAGCAAUUCGAGAUCUGAAUGUACCAUGUAGAUGCUCUUUAUUUUUU
Molecule: messenger RNA, 1076 nt
Organism: Tripterygium wilfordii
Lineage: Eukaryota; Viridiplantae; Streptophyta; Magnoliopsida; Celastrales; Celastraceae
Product: transcription factor bHLH51-like
Exons: 2
Coding region: 248-940 (230 amino acids)
Biological process (GO): regulation of DNA-templated transcription
Molecular function (GO): protein dimerization activity; DNA-binding transcription factor activity
Source: RefSeq, a predicted model, not a curated record